Molecule: messenger RNA, 3746 nt
Organism: Brassica rapa (field mustard)
Lineage: Eukaryota; Viridiplantae; Streptophyta; Magnoliopsida; Brassicales; Brassicaceae
Product: protein transport protein SEC31 homolog B
Biological process (GO): endoplasmic reticulum to Golgi vesicle-mediated transport; endoplasmic reticulum organization; COPII-coated vesicle cargo loading
Cellular component (GO): endoplasmic reticulum exit site; COPII vesicle coat
Molecular function (GO): structural molecule activity; protein binding
Source: RefSeq, a predicted model, not a curated record
UUUUCAUUCUAAAUGUUCUUGAGAUCCCAAUUUACAUAACAAGUUCACACCCUAAUCCACAUCACCUACACAUUCUACCUCCCGAUCGCCGAUCCCAUUUGAUUUCCCCUUUCUCCAUCAAUCAUGGCUUGCAUCAAGGGGGUGGACAGAUCCGCCUCCGUCGCGCUGGCUCCCGACGCUCCUUACAUGGCAGCCGGAACCAUGGCGGGAGCCGUGGAUCUAUCCUUUAGCUCUUCCGCCAGUCUCGAGAUCUUCAAGCUCGAUUUUCAGUCAGACGAUCGCGAUUUGCCGCUGGUUGGGGAGAUCCCGUGCUCGGAGCGAUUCCAUAGACUCGCGUGGGGAAGAAACGGAUCUGGAUCCGAUGAGUUCUCCCUCGGUCUCAUUGCCGGCGGCCUCGGCGAUGGAAACAUAGAUCUGUGGAAUCCGCUCUCUUUAACCAGUCCCCAGUCCAGUGUAAAUGCACUCGUUGGACAUCUUUCAGUUCACAAAGGCCCCGUUCGUGGUCUUGAGUUUAAUGCAAUCACCCCAAAUCUACUUGCCUCUGGGGCGGAUGAUGGUGAAAUUUGCAUUUGGGAUCUAACUAAGCCUUCUGAGCCUUCUCAUUUUCCCCUUCUCAAGGGAAGUGGUUCUUCCACGCAAGGUGAAAUCUCCUUUAUAUCGUGGAAUAGAAAAGUUCAGCAGAUAUUAGCAUCUACCUCCUACAAUGGGACUACAGUAAUAUGGGACUUGAGGAAGCAGAAGCCUUUAAUUAACUUUGCAGAUUCCGUUCGACGCCGGUGCUCUGUUUUGCAAUGGAACCCUGACAUUGCUACUCAGAUCAUGGUUGCGUCAGAUGACGACAGUUCACCUACUCUGAAGCUCUGGGAUAUGAGAAAUACAAUGUCACCUGUGCGCGAGUUUACUGGACACCAAAAAGGUGUGAUUGCGAUGGAAUGGUGUCCAAGUGAUAGCUCAUAUCUUCUUACCUGUGCUAAGGACAACCGAACUAUUUGCUGGGACACUAAUACAGGAGAGAUUGUGGCUGAGUUACCUGCUGGCAACAAUUGGAACUUUGAUGUUCAUUGGUACCCAAAGAUACCUGGAGUUAUAUCAGCAUCUUCAUUUGAUGGGAAAAUUGGCAUCUACAACAUCGAGGGUUGCAGUCGCUAUGGUGCUGAAGACAGUACUUUUGGUACUGCUUAUUUAAAAGCACCGAAAUGGUAUAAGCGCCCGGUUGGUGCAUCUUUUGGAUUUGGGGGAAAGCUAGUAUCGUUUCAGUCGAAGGCCCCUCCGAAGGGUGCCUCAUGCAUUCCGUCUGAGGUUUUUUUGCACAGCCUGGUAACAGAACAGAGUUUAGUGAGUCGUACUUCUGAAUUUGAAGCUGCCAUAGAAAAUGGAGAUAAGACUUCUCUAAGGGGUUUGUGUGAGAAGAAAUCUGAAGAGACUGAAUCCAAAGAAGAGAAAGAGACAUGGGGCUUGCUGAAAAUGAUGUUUGAUGAGGAAGGAACUACAAGGACAAAGUUGAUCAGCCAUCUUGGCUUUAGUUUGCCUUCUGUAGAACAGGAUCAGACUGUAAAUGGGCUCUCUUCAGAUCUGAAUGGCAUCGAAUUAGAGGAUACUGCAGUGCAUGCACGGGAGCCUGAGGAAAGUAACGAGGCAGCUGCAUUUGCUAUGGACAAUGGAGAAGACUUCUUUAACAACUUUCCUGCUAAACCGGAUACACCCGUAUCUACCUCCGCCACAGAUUUUAUACCUCCUGACACAGAUUUUGCUGCCAAAGAAGAAGAAACUCAAGAAAUGCCAGAAGAAGAAGAAGAUGAAAGUUCUGACCGUGUAUUUGAUGAUGCCAUCCAGCGUGCUUUGGUUGUUGGAGACUACAAGGAAGCGGUGGAUCAGUGUAUAUCUGCAAAUAAGAUGGCUGAUGCUUUAGUUAUUGCUCAUGUUGGUGGUACAGCGUUGUGGGAGAGUACUCGUGAGAAAUAUUUGAAGAUGAGCAGUGCACCUUUCAUGAAGGUUGUUUCUGCAAUGGUGAACAACGAUCUCACCAGCCUUGUCCAUACAAGGUCACACAAGUACUGGAAAGAAACUCUUGCUCUCCUAUGUACUUUUGCACAAGGAGAACAAUGGACCAGCCUGUGCGAUGUCCUUGCCUCAAAGUUGAUGGCUGCUGGUAACACUUUGGCUGCAGUUCUGUGCUACAUUUGCGCAGGCAAUGUCGACAGAACAGUAGAAAUUUGGUCGAGGAGCCUUGCAAAUGAGCGUGAUGGAAGAUCUUAUGCCGAGCUUCUUCAAGAUCUUAUGGAGAAGACUCUUGUCCUUGCUUUGGCAACUGACAACAAAAAGUUCAGCGCAUCUCUGUGUAAACUCUUUGAGAGUUAUGCGGAGAUAUUGGCCAGCCAAGGGCUUCUUUCAACGGCAAUGAAGUACUUAAAAGUUCUGGAUUCUGGUGGCUUGUCACCUGAACUUUCUAUAUUACGUGAUCGCAUUUCUCUUUCUGCAGAACCUGAGCCAAGCACUGUAGCUUCAGGCAACAUUCAGCUUCAAAGCACCAUGCCAUAUACCCAGGAGCCAACUCAGGCGCAACCAAACGUCCUUAGUAACCCAUAUGAUAAUCAGUAUCAACAACCAUACACUAAUUCUUAUGGCGGAUAUGGCCCCACAGCUGUAAAUCCACCCAUGCAGCAAGCAACCAUGUUUAUGCCUCACCAAGCUCAGCCAACUCCGCAGCCAUCUUAUCCUCCGGCUCCUGCAAGCAAUGCUCAGCCAUCCAUGAGAUCUACUUUUGUUCCUUCAAGUCUUCCUGCACUGAAGAAUGCAAACCAAUAUCAGCAGCCAACCAUUGCUUCCCAUUCAUUCACCGGACCAUCUAACAAUGCAUACCCUGUUCCCCCCGGUCCUGGUUCAUAUGUACCUUCUGCCCCUUCACAAGUUGGGCAAUAUUCUAACCCCAUGAUGUCCCAAGUCGCUGCUCCAGGAGCUGGACCCAUAGGAUUCACGCCUAUGCCAACUCCAGGAGUUGCUCCAAGAUCUGUAAUAGGUUCUGUGCAACCAGCAAGUCCUCCAGCACCGCAGGCAGCCCCUGCGCCUGCAGCUCCGCCACCAACUGUUCAGACUGCAGAUACUUCCAACGUCGCAGCGCACCAGAAACCUGUGGUAGCAACGUUGACAAGGCUUUUCAAUGAGACAUCGGAAGCACUGGGAGGCGCACGUGCAAAUCCUCCUAAGAAGCGUGAGAUAGAAGACAACUCAAAAAAAUUAGGGGCUUUAUUUGUGAGACUCAAUAGCGGAGAGAUGGGCAAGAGUGCCGCAGACAAACUCGGACAGCUCUGCCAAGCUCUGGACAACCAUGACUUCAGUACCGCCCUUCAGAUACAGGUACUUCUGACGAACAGCGAAUGGGAUGAGUGCAACUUCUGGCUGUCGGCAUUAAAGAGGAUGAUCAAGACCAGGCAAAAUGUGCGGUGAUUUGUAAACUUUCUGGGUUGAGCAAAGAUUAUAAAUCCACAGGAGAGAUUCCUUUUACUUUCUUUAUCUACCUUCUCUUUAAAACACUGUUGCUACUACAAUCUUUUUUUUUUUGCAUCGAAUACCUCAACUUUCUUUAGAUAAGAUAGUAGAGAUCUGAUUGCUUGACAUUCUCAUGUUUUUGAUGUGUACCUCACCGGACGAGUUUUGUUUUGUCUCUCUUUUCUUUGGACGAAUUUAAUUUGUUGUUCUGUUAUUUAUGUCACCUCUUUGUCAUAUUGGAGAUAAAAAUUUGAAAUGAA